Molecule: messenger RNA, 1024 nt
Organism: Bradysia coprophila
Lineage: Eukaryota; Metazoa; Arthropoda; Insecta; Diptera; Sciaridae
Product: 2,4-dienoyl-CoA reductase [(3E)-enoyl-CoA-producing], mitochondrial-like
Biological process (GO): fatty acid beta-oxidation
Cellular component (GO): mitochondrion
Molecular function (GO): 2,4-dienoyl-CoA reductase (NADPH) activity
Source: RefSeq, a predicted model, not a curated record
UCAUUUCAAUUCUGAUAAGAAAAACGAGUGAAAAAAUGUCAGAUACGAAGCCACAAGCCAAACACUUUCCGGUGAAGAAAACUCCAAUGCUUCCGCCGGGAACAUUUUCUGGAAAAACGGCACUAAUCACUGGAGGAGGCACAGGUCUUGGAAAAGCGAUGGCACUGAUGUUGGGCACACUUGGUGCAUCCGUUGCCAUAUUAGGCCGGCGUCUUCACGUCCUUGAGCAAACGGCCAAAGAAUUGGAAUCGCAGACCGGUAAUAGGGUUUUGGCCUGUUCAGCAGAUGUGAGAGACCCAGCCGCCGUAAAAUCGGCUAUUGAUUUGGUUGAGAAGGAGCUAGGUCUUCCUACGAUCAUUGUGAAUAACGCGGCCGGAAAUUUCAUUUCACCCACUGAACGGCUUUCUCCGAAUGCAUUCAAAACAAUUAUUGAUAUCGUUCUGAAUGGAACGGCCAAUGUUACACUUGACAUGGGAAAAAGGCUUAUUGCAGCGCAAAAGGGCGCCUCAUUCUUAACGAUUACCACAACGUACACUUAUCGUGGAUCCGCAUUUGUUGUCCCGAGUGCAACGGCUAAGGCAGGGAUCGAAAAUAUGGUCAGAUCACUAGCUUCCGAAUGGGGCAGAUAUGGCAUACGAUUAAACUGUGUUGCCCCAGGUCCAAUAGAUACAGGUACAGAUGGUGGCGCUUGGUCUAGACUGGAUCCUACUGGCGCAUUCAAGGAUGUUGCCAUUGAUAAACUGCCGGUUGGACGAUUUGGCGAUCCUGCGGAAGUAUCUAAUUUGGCAUGCUAUCUUCUCAGUGACUACUCGUCUUUUAUAACUGGAGAGACAAUUCUUCUGGACGGUGGUGAGCUUGGCUUCGGCGCUGGAGAGUUCAAUAACUUGACACAAGUUUCAAACGAACAGUGGGAUCUUAUGGAGAAAAUGAUUCGUCAGUCGAACGCUAAGGACAAGGCCAAACCAAAACUUUAAUUUUCUCGGAUCAGGAAUCAGAUUUUGUUACUUCGGAUACGGAAAAUAAA